Messenger RNA from Capsicum annuum, 417 nucleotides. RefSeq lists its product as uncharacterized. The transcript has a single exon. The record is from RefSeq and is a predicted model, not a curated record. Lineage: Eukaryota; Viridiplantae; Streptophyta; Magnoliopsida; Solanales; Solanaceae. Bases 1 to 417 code for a protein of 138 amino acids.
AUGGCGAGAGAUAUGGAUGGUUAUAAGUUGUGGUACUCAGGUAGCGUGAGACAUAGCAAUGGGGUAGGUAUCUUAGUAGAUGAAGAACUUAGGGAGCAGGUGGUAGAGGUAAAGCGAGUUAGUGAUAGGUUGAUAUCUAUUAAGUUGGUCAUUGGAGGAUCUACAGUGAAUGUUAUCAGUGUCGACGCCCUGCAAGUAGGUUUGGACGAGGAGAAGAAGGAAUUUUGGGAGGUUUUAGAUGAGGUGGUGAGGAGCAUCCCGAGCACUGAGAAGCUUUUAGUGGGAGAGGAUUUCAAUGGGUAUAUUGGUUCUUCGUUAAGAGGUUAUGAUGAUGUGUAUGGGGUUUCAAUUUUGGGGAGCGGAAUGAAGGAGGAGCUUCUCUUUUGGAUUUUUCUAGGGUUUUUGGGUUGUGGAUAG